AUGCAGUGUCAACUAUGGAUGGGCAGCUUAGAGCCCAAUAUGACAGAAAGUUUUAUUAUGGCUGCUUUUCAUCGAAUGGGACAAAGGCCAUUAGCUGUAAAAGUAAUGAGAAACAAAUUUACUGGUGAACCUGCUGGGUAUGCAUUUGUGCACUUUCAGACUGAUGAAGAAGCCAUAGAUGCCAUGCAUAAGCUUAAUGGGAAACCUAUCCCAGGUACAUUCCCUGUUGUGCGGUUUAGAUUAAAUACAGCAUCAAGAGAAGCUCGAGCCAACAUGCAACAAGAGCGAGAAUUUUCUGUGUGGGUUGGAGAUUUAAGUCCUGAAGUAGAUGACUAUUCAUUAUAUAGAGUUUUUGCCGCUAAGUACUCCUCUAUUAAGACAGCUAAAGUGAUUUUAGACAGCUCGGGAUAUACAAAAGGGUAUGGCUUUGUUAGGUUCGGCAAUGAAGAAGAGCAACGAAAUGCUUUGUAUGCAAUGAAUGGUUACACUGGGUUGGGCACCAAGCCGCUCAAAAUAUGUACAGCUGUCCCUAAGCCUAAAGGUGUAGCAACAACUCAGAAUGCUACUACUGCAACAACAACAAAUACAACAUACAGCAGUGGUGCAGAGUACAACCAAUAUUACGAUCCGUCGGCCUACUGGCAAAACUAUUCGGCGUGGUCUGGUUACUAUGGGCAGGGAGAGCAGAAUACCGCCGUAGCUCCGCCGGCCCCCGUGGCGGAUACUGCACAGGCCGCUGCUGUUAAAGCACAAAACGAUGACCUAGCUUUAGUUGACCACAAGAAAACCAUAGAUAUUGAAGAAAUGAACCAAGAUUUUGUAGAUCCAGAAAUAAGUUUAUGGGAUGGUCUUGAAGCAUCACAAUGGUUCCCAAAUGAAGUGAUUGAAGCACAU
Iphiclides podalirius (scarce swallowtail) is the source of this 894-nucleotide messenger RNA. NCBI's taxonomy places the organism in Eukaryota, Metazoa, Arthropoda, Insecta, Lepidoptera, Papilionidae. The record is from the annotation of a GenBank genome assembly.